Messenger RNA from Colletotrichum paranaense, 573 nucleotides. RefSeq lists its product as uncharacterized. Bases 1 to 573 code for a protein of 190 amino acids. The transcript is spliced from 2 exons. The record is from RefSeq and is a predicted model, not a curated record. NCBI's taxonomy places the organism in Eukaryota, Fungi, Ascomycota, Sordariomycetes, Glomerellales, Glomerellaceae.
AUGCGAAGACCAAAAGGCAGACUUGGCACCUCGCCGCCAAUAACAUUCGGUACAUUUAAUUUCCAGGGUCCGCAAUGGGAUAGUGAUCUAUCUUCGGCUGAAGAGGGCACAUUUUUCAACGAGAAUCGGAAUCUUAGUGGCGAGCUUGAAAGUAUCCCCUUCACAGAAGAUCAUCGAAGUUGGGUACGAUGGCCUAGUGUGCUUUUCACCAACUUUGUCCUGAAGCCUUUUGAGACAUUGUCUUGGGCACUCGAACCCCUCAUGAGCUACAUCGCCGCAGUAUGCUUGUUUGCGGGGUGGCUUUAUUUCAUGUCCAUUAUACUUCCAGGGGACUUCCUUCUCGAGGUCUUCCUGGUAGUCCUUUUGUUUGCAACAGUGUCGGCGGUUGUCUGGAUGUGGGAUGAGGGGAUUAUUCAGUAUUAUCUCGCUUUUCCAGACACAGCAAAUGCUAGUGCCAUGUUCGCACUUACGAAUUUUUGGUUUGUAAUACCAAGGCUCGGGGAAUGGUUGGAAUGGUGUAACAGGCGGAUCGAAAAAGUUCGCCAACAACAGCAGUCUCGGAGGAGGUUCUAG